AUGAAGAUCAUUGUUGAGGGAGCCGACAGUACCGACACGGAAUCAUCUUUAUGCGUCACAGUCUUAAGCGCGGUCGACUCGACUUCGAAUUCCACUGAGAACUCCAACACGUACGACUUCACGCAGUUGGACGUUUCAGAGUCAAACGAAGAGGAGCGACGCAAGAGUGGUGGCGAAAGUGGCGGGCGUACAAGUGGUGGAGCCCGCUAUAAUAGCGCCUCGUGA
Phytophthora nicotianae INRA-310 is the source of this 225-nucleotide messenger RNA. RefSeq lists its product as hypothetical. The transcript has a single exon. Lineage: Eukaryota; Oomycota; Peronosporomycetes; Peronosporales; Peronosporaceae. Bases 1 to 225 code for a protein of 74 amino acids. The record is from RefSeq and is a predicted model, not a curated record.